UUGAAGAGUGAGUGCACUUAAAACUGCGGUACCCGGCCCAGAGCAGAGAGCGCUGAGUUUCUGCUGGGGCCCGGUACUGGAUACCCUUUUUCACCCGUUCAAGAUUGACUUUAUGACGGCUCGGUAAUCGUGGGACUCCUCUCCUCUCCAUCCACAUAACAACUCUGCAUGUCUAAUAUUUAGAUAUGUUCAGGUUUGUGGACUCCCGAACAUUAGUGCUGCUUGCAGCAACGCAAGCCAUUCUAUUAUCUGUUGUCAAAUGUGAACCCAGAAUACGCAAAGACCUGCAAGUGAAGUGCACUCAAGAAGGGCAUACAUAUUUUGACAAAGAUGUGUGGAAACCCGAGCCUUGUAGUAUCUGUGUCUGUGACAAUGGGGUUAUCCUCUGCGACGAGAUAAUCUGCGAAGACCUUAAGGAUUGUGUUAAUCCUGAGAUUCCUUUUGGAGAAUGCUGCCCUGUCUGUCAGAACGACCGAGCUCCUCCCAUCGAUCAUACAAGAGGUUUGAAGGGGCAGAAAGGUGAACCAGGGGACAUCAAAGAUGUUGUAGGACCAAGAGGACCUCCAGGCCCACAAGGACCAGCUGGAGAACAGGGAAUAAGGGGAUUACGUGGAGCAAAGGGUGAAACAGGUGCACCUGGUCCCCGUGGUAGAGAUGGAGACCCUGGAACACCUGGCAACCCUGGACCACCUGGCCCACCUGGAACAUCUGGCAUGUCUGACUUUGGCGGAAACUUUGCUUCUCAGAUAGCGCCAGGGUUUGAUGAGAAAGCAGGAGGUGCUCAAAUGGGUGUUAUGCAAGGACCAAUGGGCCCCAUGGGACCCCGAGGACCCCCAGGACCCACAGGUGCUCCCGGUCCUCAAGGUUUCCAAGGACCUCCUGGAGAACCUGGUGAAUCUGGUGCUGCUGGUCCAAUGGGUCCCCGUGGUCCUCCCGGACCUUCUGGUAAACCUGGUGAUGAUGGUGAGUCUGGCAAACCCGGAAAAUCAGGUGAACGUGGACCCCCAGGACCACAGGGUGCUCGUGGUUUCCCAGGAACUCCAGGUCUUCCAGGAGUCAAAGGUCACAGGGGUUACUCAGGUCUCGAUGGUGCAAAGGGUGAAACCGGUGCCGUAGGUGCAAAGGGUGAAGCUGGUGCUCCAGGGGAGAACGGAUCUCCUGGUCCCAUGGGUCCACGUGGUCUACCUGGUGAGAGAGGUCGUCCUGGGGCACCUGGUUCAGCUGGAGCACGUGGCAAUGAUGGUCUGCCUGGUCCAGCUGGUCCUCCUGGUCCAGUAGGUCCUGCUGGGUCUCCCGGUUUCCCAGGUGCUCCAGGAUCUAAGGGGGAAGCUGGUCCAACUGGUGCUCGAGGCCCUGAGGGUGCCCAGGGCUCAAGAGGAGAGUCAGGAAGCCCCGGAUCCCCAGGUCCCGCUGGAGCUCCUGGCAAUCCUGGUACUGAUGGUAUUCCUGGAGCAAAAGGUUCAGCUGGUGCUCCUGGCAUUGCUGGCGCUCCUGGUUUCCCUGGUCCACGUGGGCCUCCAGGCCCACAGGGUGCUACAGGCCCACUUGGUCCUAAAGGUCAACAAGGUGAACCCGGAGCUCCAGGAUUCAAGGGAGAAACAGGCCCAAAAGGAGAGAUUGGCCCCGUUGGUCCUCAAGGAGCUCCUGGACCUGCUGGCGAAGAAGGCAAGAGAGGCCCUCGUGGUGAACCUGGUGCUGCUGGUCCAAAUGGUCCCCCUGGCGAGAGAGGUGCUCCUGGUAACCGUGGUUUCCCAGGUCAGGAUGGUCUGGCCGGUCCAAAGGGUGCCCCUGGUGAGCGUGGUGCUCCCGGUGUUUCUGGGCCUAAAGGUGCUAAUGGAGAUCCUGGCCGCCCAGGUGAACCUGGCCUUCCGGGUGCAAGAGGUCUUACAGGUCGCCCUGGAGAUGCUGGUCCUCAAGGAAAAGUUGGAGCUCCUGGUGUUUCUGGUGAAGAUGGUCGUCCUGGCCCACCUGGUCCACAGGGUACUAGAGGUCAACCUGGUGUUAUGGGUUUCCCCGGACCAAAGGGUGGAAAUGGUGAGCCUGGCAAGGCUGGUGAGAAGGGUAUCCCUGGUGCUCCUGGGUUGAGGGGUUUGCCUGGCAAAGAUGGGGAGACAGGCGCUCAAGGUCCUUCUGGUCCAUCUGGUCCUGCUGGUGAGAGAGGUGAACAAGGUCCACCCGGUCCUCCUGGCUUCCAGGGUCUACCAGGUCCCCCAGGUCCUCCUGGUGAAGGUGGCAAGCCAGGUGACCAGGGUGUCCCAGGUGAGGCUGGUGCAGCAGGUCCGACUGGUUCAAGAGGCGAACGUGGUUUUCCAGGUGAACGUGGAUCUCCAGGUUCUCAGGGUCUGCAGGGUCCCCGUGGUCUUCCAGGUACUCCUGGUUCUGAUGGUCCUAAGGGUGCAGCUGGUCCUUCUGGUCCCAAUGGUGCUCAAGGUCCUCCAGGUCUCCAGGGUAUGCCAGGUGAAAGGGGUACUGCUGGAAUUCCUGGCCCAAAAGGCGACAGAGGUGACAGUGGUGAGAAAGGUCCUGAGGGCGCACCUGGCAAAGAUGGCGGACGAGGUUUAACUGGUCCCAUUGGUCCACCUGGCCCGUCUGGUCCCAACGGAGAGAAGGGUGAGGCAGGUCCUCGUGGUCCAACAGGCGCUGCUGGUACUCGUGGUGCUCCUGGUGAACGUGGUGAGACAGGUCCUCCUGGUCCUGCUGGCUUUGCUGGUCCCCCUGGUUCAGAUGGUCAGGCUGGUCUCAAGGGUGAACCUGGAGAAACUGGACAAAAAGGUGAUGCUGGCGCUCCCGGUCCUCAGGGUCCAUCAGGUGCUCCUGGUCCACAGGGUCCAACAGGUGUAACUGGACCCAAAGGUGCUCGUGGUGCCCAAGGGCCUCCUGGUGCAACUGGUUUCCCUGGUGCUGCUGGCAGAGUUGGUCCUCCUGGUCCUAAUGGCAACCCUGGUCCAGUGGGUCCUCCUGGUGCUCCUGGUAAAGAUGGCCCUAAAGGUCUGCGUGGUGAUCCUGGCCAAGCUGGCCGUGCUGGUGACCCUGGUCUUCAAGGCCCUGCUGGUCCUCCUGGUGAGAAAGGAGAACCUGGUGAAGAUGGUCCUCCUGGUCCUGAUGGUCCUUCAGGUCCACAGGGUUUGUCUGGUCUGCGUGGUAUUGUAGGUCUUCCUGGUCAGCGUGGAGAAAGAGGUUUCCCAGGUCUCCCUGGUCCUGCUGGUGAGCCUGGGAAGCAAGGAGCUCCUGGUUCUGCUGGUGACAGAGGACCCCCUGGCCCAGUUGGUCCACCUGGUCUUACUGGUCCUUCUGGUGAACCUGGACGUGAGGGCAACCCUGGUGCUGAUGGUCCUCCUGGCCGAGAUGGUGCAGCUGGCGUGAAGGGUGAGCGAGGUCAGACUGGUCCUGCUGGUGCCCCUGGUGCUCCUGGUGCCCCUGGCGCUCCAGGUCCUGUUGGCCCAACUGGCAAACAAGGAAACCGAGGUGAAACUGGUGCUCAAGGUCCAAUGGGUCCUGCUGGCCCUGCUGGCGCUCGUGGUAUGCCUGGUCCUCAAGGUCCUCGUGGUGAUAAGGGUGAAGCAGGUGAAACAGGCGAAAGAGGACAGAAAGGUCACAGAGGCUUCACUGGUCUGCAAGGUCUACCUGGACCUCCUGGCCCUGCUGGUGAUCAAGGUGCUGUUGGUGCUGCUGGUCCUUCUGGUCCUAGAGGUCCCCCUGGUCCCGUUGGGCCAGCUGGUAAGGAUGGUUCUAAUGGUCUACCUGGUCCCAUUGGCCCACCUGGUCCACGUGGUCGCACUGGUGAAACCGGCCCAGCUGGUCCUCCUGGUAAUGCUGGUCCACCUGGUCCUCCUGGCCCACCAGGCCCUGGCAUUGAUAUGUCUGCAUUCGCUGGCCUGUCACAACCCGAGAAAGCUCCUGAUCCACUCCGGUACUUCCGGGCUGACCAGGCUGCUCCAUUCCUUCGUCAACAUGAUGCAGAGGUUGAUGCCACUCUGAAAUCCCUGAACAACCAAAUUGAAAACAUUCGUAGCCCAGAAGGAAGCAAGAAGAAUCCAGCUCGUACUUGCCGAGACCUGAAACUUUGUCAUGCAGACUGGAAGAGUGGUGAUUACUGGAUUGAUCCUAACCAGGGCUGCACACUUGAUGCCAUCAAAGUCUUCUGCAACAUGGAAACUGGUGAGACCUGCGUCUAUCCCAACCCUGCAAGUAUUCCACGCAAGAACUGGUGGACAAGCAAGGGCAAAGACAAGAAGCACGUAUGGUUCGGUGAGACAAUGAAUGGUGGUUUCCAUUUCAGCUAUGGUGAUGGCAGUCUAACAGCCAAUACUGCUGCCAUCCAGAUGACUUUCUUGCGUCUGCUGUCCACCGAGGCUUCCCAGAAUAUCACCUAUCACUGCAAGAACAGCAUUGCUUACAUGGACAGAGCUACAGGCAACCUGAAAAAGGCCCUCUUAUUGCAAGGCUCCAAUGACAUUGAAAUCAGAGCUGAAGGAAACAGCAGGUUCACAUACACUGUCCUGGAGGAUGGCUGCACGAAACAUACUGGGAAAUGGGGCAAGACAGUCAUUGAAUACAGAUCACAGAAAACAACCCGUCUGCCUAUUGUGGAUGUCGCACCUUUGGAUAUUGGUGGUUCAGAUCAGGAAUUUGGUGUUGACAUUGGCGCAGUCUGCUUCUUGUAAAAUAAUAAGGACCUCAGUACUUUCCAAUCACUUCUAGGACUUCUGCACUGAAUGGCUGAUCCAAUCCAUCACUCCAUUCAUCCACACGCUUACAUUUUGGACUUCAUGGCCUAGCUGGACAGACGGUGAAAACGGUUAAUUUAUUUAUUGUUUUCCUGUAAGAUCUUCAGGUCAGGCGAAAGUGUUUACUGAUAUCUGUUGAAGGCCCUCCCUUGGAUUGUACCAGCACAGGUAUUACUAAUAUUCAUGCCGUACCAGUCUGUAAAAAGGUUACUAGCAGGAGACUGUGUAAAAUAUAAAAAUGGUGCUAUGUUGUAAAACCAGUCUGUAACAUGGAGAACAAUUGAUAUAAAAAAUGUGGAAAGUACAAGUUGAUCUGGGCGUUUUUUUGUGGAUUUCUUUUUUUUUUUUUUGCAGACUUUUAAGAGAUUCUAAGUACUCCAGUAUCUAACUUUGCCUGCCCUCUUUUUCUAUCAAGAUGAAGGAAGUUUGGAACACAACCUAGAACUUCCCCAGUUUAAGCUACCUCACACUAAUGAUCUUGAAGGGACUAAACACACAGUAGUAGGAACAGAAGCUGGUGCGGAGAUAAAGACAAAUCCAAAUUACUCUCCCAUAUCCAGUUUAAUUCAGAAAAAGGGUACUUUUUUUUUUAGCUUCUUGUUCCUCCUCCUGGGACAGUUUAGUGAACUAGAGAUCCAGUCAAGAUUUGAUGGUGCUGAAUAAAAUAAUUCUGAAGCUGCCAUUUGCUGUUAAAAUUUGUAACACCUAUUUAACAUCCAGUCAUUUUACUAAGUAACAAUCAGUAUUGCAGCAAAAAAUUCUAAAAUGUAUGAUGUGUGAUCUCAUCUCUAACCAAAUCUUGUAAAAAACCACAGAAUUUUUCCCCUAUGUUUUCCAAAGUUAGGCAUGUGGAUAAAAUUAAACCUUUUUUCCUCCUAUGACUUAUUUUCUCCCUAACUCCAUGCAUCUCUAGCUUCUGUGCAAUUUUUCUUGUAACUAGAGGGGGAAAAAAAAGAGGUAGGCUUUUUGGGGGGCAAAACAAACCAAGGAUAUGUACUAUUUUGUAUAUGUAAAAUAGUUCAAAUGUUUUUAAAUAUUUUGCAAUACUGGUUUGAAGCAUGGUAGAUUAGAACAUUCCCAUCACAACACUAAUGAUCUUGUUUCUUGUGAAAAGCUUCUGUCACUUUGUACUUUUUUUUCUCAACCCACUACCCCUCAACAGCAAUAAAGAUAGAAAGCUUUUCUAUUAAAAACACAUUUGUUUUGAUUUUUUUUAUUUGUAUUACGUCCAUCCUAUGAUGUAUCUUUGUUGAAAAUGUUUAUCUAUUCUGGGAUAUUUCAUGACAGA
Messenger RNA from Mobula hypostoma (lesser devil ray), 6015 nucleotides. RefSeq names its product collagen alpha-1(II) chain. The transcript has 54 exons. Gene Ontology annotation, biological process: skeletal system development; notochord development; collagen fibril organization. Gene Ontology annotation, cellular component: collagen type II trimer. Lineage: Eukaryota; Metazoa; Chordata; Chondrichthyes; Myliobatiformes; Myliobatidae. Gene Ontology annotation, molecular function: protein binding; extracellular matrix structural constituent conferring tensile strength. Bases 186 to 4664 code for a protein of 1492 amino acids. The record is from RefSeq and is a predicted model, not a curated record.